Messenger RNA from Perca flavescens (yellow perch), 3738 nucleotides. RefSeq names its product NACHT, LRR and PYD domains-containing protein 12. The record is from RefSeq and is a predicted model, not a curated record. Lineage: Eukaryota; Metazoa; Chordata; Actinopteri; Perciformes; Percidae. Bases 1 to 3738 code for a protein of 1245 amino acids. The transcript is spliced from 12 exons. Gene Ontology annotation, molecular function: protein binding.
AUGGAUCAGUGUGAGGACAGAGAGACCACUCUGUGUGGGGAACCGGACAACCAGACCAAAGCUCAGAGCCCAGAGCAGCAGCUCACACCUGACUCUGCUGGACCUGAACCUGGACCUGGACCCGAAUCUGGACCUGAACCAGAAUCCAGCUGUGUGUCCUUGAAGAGUGACCGGUCUAAGGAUUGGCCUGUGACCUUCAAAGAUGGACGUCCCUCUGUUGAUCCAAGGAGAAAGAUGGAAGAACCAGAACCCAGCUGUGUGUCCAUGAAGAGUGACUGGUUUAAGGGUUGGCCUAUAACCUUCAAAGAUGGACUUCACUCUGUUGAUCAAAGAGUGGACCAGGAGAUCUCAGAAGUUCCCAGUAGUCAGUCUAUCCAGCAGCAUCAAACACACCUGGACUCCAUAAUUAAGCUGCUGGAGGAUGACAUUGUCACAUUUGUGAAGAAUGAGCUGAAGAAGAUCCAGAAGGUUCUGAGUUUGGAUUUCCCAGAAUGCUCAGAGAGUCAGAGGGAGGGUAAGGAGGUGUUGGACACUGAGGAUGAAGAUCGGAGGAUGAGCAGCACAGAGGCAUUUCUAAAGAUCACACUGCAUUUCCUGAGGAGAAGGCAGCAGGACGAGUUGGCUGACUGUUUGCAGAGCAGAAGUCAUUCGGGAGUUUGUAAGCGUAAACUGAAAUCUAACCUAAACAAGAAGUUUCAGUGUGUGUUUGAGGGGAUUGCUAAAGCAGGAAACCCAACCCUUCUGAAUCACAUGUUCACAGAGAUCUACAUCACAAAGGGAGGGAUUGCUGAAGUCAAUGAUGAACAUGAGGUCAGACAGAUUGAAAUAGCAUCCUGUAAACUAGACAGACCAGAAACAACAAUCAGACAAGAAGACAUCUUUAAAACCCCACCUGGAAGAGAUGAACCAAUCAGAACAGUGAUGACUAAGGGAGUGGCUGGCAUCGGGAAAACAGUCUUAACACAGAAGUUCACUUUGGACUGGGCUGAAGACAAAGCCAACCAGGACAUCCAGUUCACAUUUCCAUUUACCUUCAGAGAGCUGAAUGUGCUGAAAGAGAGAAAGUUCAGCUUGGUGGAACUUGUUCAUUACUUCUUUAGUGAAACCAAAGAAGCAGGAAUCUGCAGGUUUGAAGAGUUCCAGGUUGUGUUCAUCUUUGACGGUCUGGAUGAGUGUCGACUUCCUCUGGACUUCCACAACACUGAGAUCCUGACUGAUGUUACAAAGUCCACCUCAGUGGAUGUGCUGUUGACAAACCUCAUCAGGGGGAAUCUGCUUCCCUCUGCUCGCCUCUGGAUAACCACACGACCUGCAGCAGCCAAUCAAAUCCCUCCUGAGUGUGUUGACAUGGUGACAGAGGUGAGAGGGUUCACUCAUCCACAGAAGGAGGAGUACUUCAGGAAGAGAUUCAGAGAUGUGAAGCAGGCCAGCAGAAUCAUCUCCCACAUCAAGACCUCACGAAGCCUCCACAUCAUGUGUCACAUCCCAGUCUUCUGCUGGAUCACUGCUACAGUUCUGGAGGACGUGUUGAAGACCAGAGAGGGAGGAGAGCUGCCCAAGACCCUGACUGAGAUGUACAUCCACUUCCUGGUGGUUCAGUCCAAAGUGAAGAAGGUCAAGUAUGAUGGAGGAGCUGAGACAGAUUCACACUGGAGUCCAGAGAGCAGGGAGAUGAUUGAGUCUCUGGGAAAACUGGCUUUCGAGCAGCUGCAGAAAGGUAACCUGAUCUUCUAUGAAUCAGACCUGAGAGAGUGUGGCAUCGACAUCAAAGCAGCCUCAAUGUACUCAGGAGUGUUCACACAGAUCUUUAAAGAGGAGAGAGGACUGUACCAGGACAAGAUGUUCAGCUUCAUCCAUCUGAGUGUCCAGGAGUUUCUGGCUGCUCUUCAUGUCCAUCUGACAUUCACCAACUCUGGAGUCAAUCUGCUGUCAGAAGAACUAACAACAUCAACACAGUUCUACCAGAGUGCUGUGGACAAGGCCUUACAGAGUCCAAAUGGACACCUGGACUUGUUCCUCCGCUUCCUCCUUGGUCUUUCUCUUCAGUCCAAUCAGACUCUCCUACGAGGCCUGCUGACACAGACAGGAAGUAGUUCACAGACCAAUCAGAAAACAGUCAAGUACAUCAAGAAGAAGAUGGAUGAGAAUCUGUCUCCAGAGAGAAGCAUCAAUCUGUUCCACUGUCUGAAUGAAUUGAAUGAUCGCUCUCUAGUGGAGCAGAUCCAACGGUCCCUGAGUUCAGGACGUCUCUACACAGAUGAACUGUCUCCUGCUCAGUGGUCAGCUCUGGUCUUCAUUUUACUCUCAUCAGAGAAAGAUCUGGACAUGUUUGACCUGAAGAAAUACUCUGCUUCAGAGGAGGCUCUUCUGAGGCUGCUUCCAGUGGUCAAAGCCUCCAAAACAGCUCUGCUGAGUGGCUGUAACUUGUCAGAGAGAAGCUGUAAAGCUCUGUCCUCAAUUCUCAGCUCUGAGUCCUCUACUCUGAGAGAGCUGUACCUGAGUAGCAACAACCUGAAGGAUUCAGGAGGGAAGCUGCUGUCGGCUGGACUUCAGAGUCCACACUGUAAACUGGAGACUCUCAGGCUGAGUGUCUGUAACCUGUCAGAGAGAAGCUGUGAAGCUCUGUCCUCAGUUCUCAGCUCAGAGUCCUGUAGUCUGAGAGAGCUGGACCUGAGUAACAACAACCUGCAGGAUUCAGGAGGGAAGCUGCUGUCAGCUGGACUUCAGAGUCCACACUGUAAACUGCAGAAUCUCAGGCUGAGUGUCUGUAACCUGUCAGAGAGAAUCUGUGAAGCUCUGUCCUCAGUUCUCAGCUCAGAGUCCUGUAGUCUGAGAGAGCUGGACCUGAGUAACAACAACCUGCAGGAUUCAGGAGGGAAGCUGCUGUCGGCUGGACUUCAGAGUCCACACUGUAAACUGGACACCCUCAGUCUGUCAGGCUGUCUGAUCUCAGAGGAAGGCUGUUCUUCUCUGGUCUCAGCUCUGAGCUCCAACCCCUCCCAUCUGAGAGUGCUGGACCUGAGCUACAAUCAUCCAGGAGACUCAGGAGUGAAGCUGCUGUCAGCUGGACUUAAGGAUCCACUCUGGAGACUGGACACUCUCAGGGUGGAGCCUGCUGGAGUCAAAUGGUUGACACCAGGUCUGAGGAAGUAUUCCUGUGAACUCACACUCGACACAAACACAGUGAACAGAAAACUCAAACUGUCUGACAACAACAGGAAGGUGACACGUGUGGAGGAGGAGCAGCCAUAUCCUGAUCAUCCAGAGAGGUUUGACUCCUGGCAGCUGCUGUGUAGAGAUGGUCUAACUGGUCGCUGUUACUGGGAGGUUGAGAGGAGAGGAGAUGUUUAUAUAUCAGUGAGUUACAGAGGAAUCAGGAGGAGAGGACGCAGUGCUGACUGUGUGUUUGGAGGUAAUGGUCAGUCCUGGAGUCUGUUCUGCUCUGAUGAUGGUUACUCUGUCUGGCACAAUAAGAGAGAAACAGUCCUCCCUCUCUCCUCUGUCUCUGGUAGAGUAGCAGUGUAUGUGGACUGUCCUGCUGGCUCUCUUUCCUUCUACACAGUCUCCUCUGACUCACUGAUCCACCUCUAUACCUUCAACACCACAUUCACUCAGACUCUCUAUCCUGGGUUUGGGAUACGGUUUGGGUUAGGGUCCAGGUUAUUUGGUGCCUCAGUGUCUCUGUGUCCUGUGGAGGAUGGAGAGUCUCCUCCUGUGAAGAGAACCAGAACCAGUUGA